CUUCAAGAAGAGAGUGCACACACUGCUGAAAUCUCUGAAACUCUUGCAGAAUGAUGCACAGACAUCUGGAGUCAGAAGAUGAUCAAUUAAAGCCUAAAGAAAGGACAAAACAGAUUGACAACAUGUCUAACACUGACUACACAGUGACCGUUGCCCACAGUCCCAUUCCUAGAAGAAGAUGGAGCAAUAGCAAAACCCCUAUGAUGAGGAUUGUCCUGCUGGGGAAGAGUGUUUCAGAAAACAGUGGAGUGGGAAACUUCAUAUUAGGACGAGCAGCAUUUGACAGUGAAGCUCCUCCAGAUGUUGCAGAGAGAGUUGGAGGAAGAUUGAAGAACAGACAUGUGAUGGUCAUCAACAGUCCUCAGUUGCUCCAGACAAACAUCUCAGAUCAUCAGAUCACACAGACAGUGAGAGAGUGUGUGAAUCUGUCUGAUCCAGGACCUCAUGUGAUCGUUCUGCUCCUCAAACAUGAUCAGUGUUCAACAGAAGAUCAAAAGCAUGUGGAGAAGGUGCUGCUCUCUUUCUCUGAGCGGGUUUUUCAACACACCAUGGUGAUCAGCACACAAGAGCCCACUGAAACCAAUGACAUCAUACAGAAAAUCAUUCAGAAAUGUGCAAACAGACACUUCAGUCUUCAGAGAAGCAGCUCUCCUGAUGAUCUUCUGCAGGCAUUUGAGGAUAUUGUGCAAAUGAAUGAUGGAUGCCACCUGGUUUGUACUGAAGCUUCUCUGUAUUUCACAAAGGAGCAACAGGCCACAGGAAAACGUUCAAGAGAAAACACAGAGGAGCUGAGGAUUGUGCUGCUGGGAAAAACUGGAGUUGGGAAAAGUGCAACUGGAAACACAAUCUUAGGAAGAAACGUGUUUACAGCAGAAACAUCUCAAGAAUCAGUGACUAAAGAGAGUCAGGGAGAAACGUCUGAAAUCAAUGGUCGACACGUUACUGUGAUUGACACUCCAGGACUGUUUGAUACUGAACUUACUAAUGAGGAGAUCCAGAGAGAAAUCAGCAACUGCAUCUCCAUGAUCCUGCCUGGACCACAUGUGUUCAUCAUUGUGCUUAAUUUAGGACAACGAUUCACUAAAGAUGAGGAAACAUCAGUAAAGAUCAUCCAAGAGACGUUUGGUGAGAAAUCUUUAAUGUUCACCAUGGUGCUCUUUACCAGAGGAGAUUAUCUAAAGAACAAAACUAUUGAUCAGUGUUUGGGAAAACCUGGAUCUCCUUUGAUGAAGCUGAUUGAAGUAUGUGGAAACAGAUACCAUGUGUUCAAUAAUAAUCAGACUGAAGACCGAACACAGGUGUCUGAUCUACUGGAGAAGAUAGACAACAUGGUGAAAGCAAACGGAGGGAGUUUCUACUCAUGUAAGAUGUUCAGACAGAUGGAAAGAGAAAAACAAGAACAACAGAUAAGGAUCCUGAUGGAGAGAGUGAAAGAAAGAGAAGAAGAGAUGAGGAAACUAGAAGAAGAGAUGAUACGAGAACGAGAGCUACUUACAAAUGAAAUUGAUCAAAUUAGGCAAGAAAAAGACAAAAUAAACAUAGAAAUAGGAAAACUGCGGAUCAAAUACAACACAGAAACAGACAGACUGAUGAACAGAAUAGAGAAUGAUAGGAAGAAAAGAGAAGAAUAUGUAGAAAGAGAAGAACAAUAUAAAACACAAAUACAAGAGAAAGAAAGAGAGAUACAAGACAAGAUGAGACAAGAACGAGAGAUAUUUAGACAAAAAAUAGAGGAAAUUAGGCAAGAAAAGGAUAAGAUAAAUACAGAAAAAGAAAAACUUAAGACCAAUUACAACAUAGAAAUAGACAGACUGAUGAACAGAAUAGAGAAUGAAAGACAGAUUCAUGAAAUGGACAGAAAGAAAAGAGAAAAACAUUUUAAUGAGAGAGAAGAACGAUGUAAAAGAGAAAUGAAGAGAGAACGAGAGGAAUGGGAGAAACAGAAUCUACAGGAAAAGUUAAGAAGAGAAGAAGAGGAUAAGAAAAGAAGAGAGAAAGAACAGAGAGAUUGGGAUGAAUUUGAUCAGAGACUGAAAAAAGAGAGAAAGAGAAUGGAAAGAGAGAUAGAGGAUCUUCAAUCUAAACAUAAAGCAGAAGAAAAUAAGAGGAAGAUUAUGAUGGAGAGACUGAAACAAGAAAGAGAGAAAAUGGAAAGAGAGAAAAAAAGAUCUUCAAUCUAAACAUGAAGCAAAAGAAAACAAGAUCAAGAUCCUAAUGGAGGAGAGAGUGGAGAAAAUGAACAGAGAAAAAGAAGAGCUGACAAAAAAACAUGAAGAAGAAAAAAAGAGAAUAAUGGCGACGAUGAUGGAGAAAGUGGGGCAACUGGAUAGAGAAAGAGAAGAACUGACGAAGAAACUAGAAGAAGAGAAAAAGAAAAUGAUGAUGAUAAUCGAGGAAGAAAGACAGAAUCAUGACAAGGAGA
Messenger RNA from Labeo rohita (rohu), 2422 nucleotides. Its product is annotated as GTPase IMAP family member 8-like. The record is from RefSeq and is a predicted model, not a curated record. The transcript has 4 exons. Bases 51 to 2180 code for a protein of 709 amino acids. Lineage: Eukaryota; Metazoa; Chordata; Actinopteri; Cypriniformes; Cyprinidae. Gene Ontology annotation, molecular function: GTP binding.